Branchiostoma belcheri (Belcher's lancelet) is the source of this 3329-nucleotide messenger RNA. Its product is annotated as exosome complex component RRP45-like. The transcript has 14 exons. The record is from RefSeq and is a predicted model, not a curated record. Gene Ontology annotation, cellular component: cytoplasmic exosome (RNase complex); nuclear exosome (RNase complex). NCBI's taxonomy places the organism in Eukaryota, Metazoa, Chordata, Leptocardii, Amphioxiformes, Branchiostomatidae. The coding region runs from base 114 to 1451 and encodes 445 amino acids. Gene Ontology annotation, biological process: U4 snRNA 3'-end processing; U5 snRNA 3'-end processing; U1 snRNA 3'-end processing.
ACCUCGGAGUGAGAGGUUAAAGGUUAUUUCAUCUGUAGAUCAAAAAAAACUUUGCACGUUGUUUGCAAAUUUUGUCGUGUUGUUUGAAGAUAUUCAUUCAUAGUUUGUCCACAAUGAAGGAGGUACCCAUGUCCACAUGUGAACGGGAAUUUAUCCUGAGUGCGAUACGAGACAGAAAGCGCAUCGAUGGACGACAGACGUACGACUACCGCAGACUGAAGGUGGCGUUCGGCAUGGAGCGUGGAUGUUGUAUUGUGGAGCUGGGGGAUACAAAGGUUCUUGCCCAGGUUUCGGGUAAGAUAGAGCAACCCAAGAAGAACAGGCCGACAGAAGGGUCCAUCAUCAUCAACCUGGAGCUGUCACCAAUGGCCUCUCCUGCCUUUGAACCUGGAAGACCCACAGAGUCUGGUAUUGAGAUGAACAGGAUACUGGAGAGGAACAUCAGGGAUUCCAGAGCUGUUGACACAGAGUCACUCUGUAUUGUAGCUGGGGAAAAGGUGUGGUGCAUUAGAGCAGACAUCCAUGUGUUAAAUGAUGAAGGAAACAUCAUGGAUGCAGCCAGCAUUGCAGCCAUCACAGCUCUGUCUCACUUCAGGAGACCAGACGUAUCUGUGAUGGGAGAAGAAGUUACUGUUCAUUCACCAGAAGACAGAGAUCCAGUCCCCCUCAGUGUACACCACAUGCCAGUCUGUGUCACCUUUGCUUUCUUUGAUCAAGGGGAGUUUUUACUUGUGGACCCUACCCGUUCUGAGGAGCGAGUGAUGAAUGGGAGGAUGGUGGUAGGGAUGAACAUGCACAGGGAGAUCUGUACUCUCAUGAUGAGUGGGGGAAUGCUACUGGUCAAGGAACAGGUUCUCAGAUGUUCACAGAUUGCCACAGUCAAAGUGGCAGAAAUCAUAGAGCUGAUUCAGAAGGCACUAGACAAGGAUGCCCAGGCAAGGCAAGCUGGAGAGAAGUGUGGUUUUGCAGAAUCAGUUCCUUCAAACAAAAUAACCACCAACAAAAAGGAGCCCACAUCUGUAGAUACCACAGCAGCAGCACAGCACGCCAGUCAAGUCAUACAGGAGGCUGGACCAGUGGAUAAACCGGUGUCCAAUAUGCUUGUACAGGCACCAGGAACAGUUCAGAUAGGUGAGGGGCUGGUGAACACCUGGCAGGUAGAUGAUGAAGACAUGGAGUCAGAGGAAGACAGUACAAAGAAGACGGCAACCAAUGGGAGAGAAGCUGUAGCUGUUUCAAAACCUACAGAGAGAAAAAGACCUGUUAAAACUGUCUCCCAUGCAGAAGACAGUGGCAGCGAGGAAGAAGAAAAAGUUGUGCUGUACCAGGGAGAUGUAGAAAUGAAGUCCACAGAAGAGCCCGAUGCCACAACACUCAAACAACCGACAUCUUCCAACAGUGAUAAGCCAGCCAAGAAGAAGGGCAAGAAAAAGAAAGCUGCACAGAAAUAAUUCAUCAGGCAUUUUAUACAUACUAUAUCUGUAAUCUAUCAUAUUAUAUGCAGAUAUGCAAAAACCUUUUUUAUUAAUGAUAUACCAUUUAUCUAUAAUCUAACCGUAAGUGCUGCAUGAAGUUCAUUUUUAUUUUCAUGUAACAAAUUCAUUUGAAAAUCAGUCAAUAAAACAUCACGUAUUACACUGGCUCUUCAUGUGAACAUUUAAAAAUUUGUUGAAUUCAAGCAUUAAAAAAGUUCAUGCCAAUCAUGCAGUACAAUUUUGUACAUGAUUCUCAGGUUUAAACUAUGAGAGCUGUUAUACCCAACCACGUUAUCAUUGUGGCACCAGAACUUCAUGUUUAUUACACCAGAUGGAAGUAUAUUUGCCAUGAAUCUGAUUCAUUUAUGCAUUUCCAGGCUAAUAAAGCAGUACCUCCUAUCAGAUGUGUAAGAAUGCAAGGAAAAACUAUGAAACAACGUUCCCUUCAUAUUGUUUUAUUAUAUAAAGCUGUUCCUAUGUGUAUGAUACAGUGAUAUAGGUGAACUGUUAGCUACAAUGUAAGUGAAGUCACUACCAGAAAAGCCAUCAGUUGCCAUGGAAUAUUACCCAUGUUAACCUUCACCUUAGCUGGCCCCUGUAACCAACACAAAUUUGGCCACAAAGGUCUACCUAGCAGAGAGAAGGUUAACUUUCAGUAUGAGAAGGGUGUACCAAUUCAUUAGACUACAGCUAACAAAGGAUGGUAUGCAAUUCCUCAAUUUUGUUAAAUACUUGUACCACUUUUACAAUAGGAUGAAAUGUUAUACAAGCAUCAGGGACAAACUCAUACCUCCAAUAAUAAUGACAUUUUAGUUCAUGUAAGGUCCUCCUACCACUAGUUCACCCCAGAUUACAGAUGCGGUAAAAAAUCUUGACCAAUGUUUUACAAGUGGUCCUCUACUACAUUGUGAUACCAAAUAUAUAUGAUAAGAACUUGGAUGUAUACCAGAAAGCUCCUUACUUGACUGCUCCCCAAAAUAAUGGUAGACACUACUUUGUGAAAAGGAAUGACGCACAGUUUCUAUUUCUGUUGUGAUACUUCUGAAAUGAAAAAUUCAAACAUCACUUUAAAAGUCAACAAUGAACUACAUCAUUGCUUUCUGUACAAAUGCAAAUACCUGUUUUUUUCCCAAUGUACACACAACCCUUCAUAUCGAAGGAUCAAGUUAGUGACAAAAUCUGUCCAAGUUUUGCCCUAGGAUCCAAACAAAUGGUGUGUUACGUUGGUGUUAAGCCGGUGUGUUCCGCUGAAAGGCAGUUGUACUGGCUAUACAGAUACAGAAAUGAGCCCUUCUGACAACUUACAAAGUUACAAAUGAGGCAGAACCCUUUCUGUAUGAGUACAAUUACAACAUGUACUAUCUUCGGGAGUCAGAGAUCAAAGAAGAUUAGUCAGUCAUACGAAAUGACAUAAGACUGUUAUUAUUAAGUGAUCUCAAAGGCAGAUAAACAGAGCCAUGCUAAGUACUCGAAGCACAAGAUACAUCAAACACAACUUUUCAGCAAUACAUCAGCAGUGCUGGGCAGCAGUGUGAAUAAAGAAUUUGUGGAGGUAAAAGAAUACUGGGGGGGGGGGGGUUGCUGGGAAGGUGUACAAUUGUUCAGUUAUUUGGCAAGAAAGACAACAAAAAAUGUCAGGUACAAGCAACUAGAAUCCUUGGGGACUUCAGACCUUUUGGGGCAAAAGGAAUGAAAUCCAGGUAUGAUCUUGCUAAUCUUACAGUAAACAUUUCAUAUUGACUUGAUUGGCAGUUACACAAAGUUGAUGUGGGUACGGUGACAUUUUGACUGCAUUGUUUAUACGUUUAAUCACAGAUUAAAAUUGCGUGCCUUCCCGGGACAUUGUAGAUGAAA